This is a messenger RNA of Triticum turgidum subsp. durum (durum wheat), 672 nucleotides long. The record is from the annotation of a GenBank genome assembly. NCBI's taxonomy places the organism in Eukaryota, Viridiplantae, Streptophyta, Magnoliopsida, Poales, Poaceae.
AUGGCAGCUCCGAGAGCGCUCGUCCUCGCCGUCCUGCUGGCGAUCGCCGUCGCCAACGCCGAGGCAGCGUCCGUGGUCGUCGGCCUGGUCAAGUGCGCCGACUGCACAAGGAAGAACAUGAAGGCCGAGGAAGCCUUCAAAGGUCUCCAGGUAGCAGUCAAGUGCAAGAACGUCCAUGGCGACUACGAGAGCAAGGCACUGGGUGCCCUCGACGGCACCGGGGCCUUCCGCAUGCCCCUCGCUGCUGACCUCCACGGCGCCGACUGCGUCGCACAGCUCCACAGUGCAGCCUCCAACGCGCCGUGUCCUGGCCAGGAGCCAUCCAAGAUCGUGCCGGUUUCCGAGGGCACCACCUUCGGUAUCGUCGCCGGCGACAGUAUUGCCCACGCCGUCUGCAGCGUCGCCGGAGUGCGCAUCCAUGACCCUGUGCGGGCCAAUCAAGAAGCACAUCAUCGAGCACUUCCACCACAAGAAGCCCGUGCCACCGAAGCCGGAGCCCAAGCCCCAGCCCCACCCGGACUACGGCCCCGUGCCCAAGCCCGAGCCAAAGCCGCAGCCCCACCCGGACUACCACCCCAUCCCUCCCACGCCCACCUACGGCGGCGGAGGUGGCGGCGGAUACCACGGACACCACUGAGUCUGGUCUACCACCGUCGUCCUGCCCAGCGAUGA